AUGAAGGCAUACUGGUUUGACAAUCUCCCCGGCGACCAACGCCUCGCCCACGACUCCGGCCGCACCGUCUCGCCCGAAUACCUCUCCAAACUCGGCAUCCUGCACUACCACUUCCCCAGCGACCUCUCGAGCGUCAACGCCAUCGCCGAAUCGCGCGCCUACAAAAACCGCGACGAGAUCGAAAUCAGCCCCACCACGCUCCCCAACUACGAAGAGAAAGUCAAAAACUUCUUCCACGAGCACCUGCACGAAGAUGAGGAGAUCCGGUAUAUUCUGGAUGGAGGCGGGUAUUUCGAUGUGAGGAGUGAGGGGGAUGAUUGGGUGAGGAUUCGGCUGGAGAAGGGUGAUUUGAUGAUUAUGCCGGCGGGGAUUUAUCAUCGGUUUACGACGGACGAGAAGAAUUAUACCAAGGCGAUGCGCCUGUUCAAGGAGGACCCCAAGUGGACUCCGCUGAACCGAGGCGAGGAGACGGACGAGAACCCAUACAGGAAGGAUUAUUUGAAGCAUCGCGAGAGCUUGGCUGCGGCUUAG
This is a messenger RNA of Zasmidium cellare ATCC 36951, 531 nucleotides long. RefSeq lists its product as uncharacterized. The record is from RefSeq and is a predicted model, not a curated record. Gene Ontology annotation, molecular function: acireductone dioxygenase [iron(II)-requiring] activity. Bases 1 to 531 code for a protein of 176 amino acids. NCBI's taxonomy places the organism in Eukaryota, Fungi, Ascomycota, Dothideomycetes, Mycosphaerellales, Mycosphaerellaceae. The transcript is spliced from 3 exons.